GUCACACAAUUUUUUCAAACAGCUGACGGUAUAUAAAAUAUAAAGGCAUUUUUUUGUAAUAUUUGAUUUCCAAAUUCAUUUUGGACAAGCCACCGCAUUGUCACUGAAAAUGGGCAAACGACGCAGCCGGGAGCGGGACCAGGAGCCGCACUCCUCCAGCGGCGACGAGGCGGACACCAAACAGAGCGAACGCAACUCAUCGAAGCCGAAGAAAGCCAAGCGAAUGGCGGGCCGCGAUUCGUCCAGUUCGUCGGAAUCCUCCUCCUCUGCAAGCAGGAACUCCAAUCACAGCAGCAAUCUCUCGCCCGGCAGAAAGCAGUCCAAGACCGGCCGUAAAGCGCGCGACUCGCCGCCGGAGGCCCUGGAAAAGCGCUCCAAACAGCCGCCGGCAAAGCCCGCCGAGGAGCUGCAAGAGCAGCGCUCCAAGUGGGACAGUCCCGAGCACAGCGGCUCCCAUCGCAACAGCACCAGGCAGCAGCGCCGGCACAGUCGCAGCCGUUCCAGGGAUCGCGGCGAGCGGGAAAGGGACAGGGACAGGGAACGCGGCGAGCGGGACAGGGACAGGGAGCGGAAUCGUGAUCGCGAUAGGGAGCGGGAGCGGGAGCGGGAGCGAGACAAUCACAUGCAGCGCGGCGGACGGGAAAGGGAGAGGGAGAGGGAGAGGGAAGGGGAGCGCAGCAAGGAGCGCCGAGGACAGCGAUCACCAGCGCAGCGACAGCGGUCUAGGAGCAACGAGCGCAGGGAUCGGGAGCGGGAACGCCAGCGGAGAUCGCCAGAAAGGAGGCCAGUUCGUCGCAGUCAAAGUCCCCGCGAUCGCAACCAUCGCGGUGGGCGCGACUUUGGCCAAGGACGGCAGCGAAACCAGCGACGCGACAAUCGCAACAGGAACGAGGACGAGCAGUUCGAGUGGGGAAAGCAGGGCGACGACAAGGCGCCGCCCGAGGACGAGGAGCCGGUGGAGAAGGAGAAGCCCAAUUUCGGGCUAAGCGGCGCCCUCACCGAGGACACCAACAAGGUGAACGGUGUGGUGGUCAAAUACUCAGAGCCGCCGGAGGCACGCAAACCCAAGCGCCGCUGGCGAUUGUAUCCGUUCAAGGGCGAAACGGCGCUGCCCACGCUGCACAUCCAUCGGCAGAGCUGCUUCCUGGUGGGACGCGAUCGCAAGGUGGUCGACCUGGCCGUGGAUCAUCCCAGUUGCUCCAAACAGCAUGCGGCCCUGCAGUACCGACUGGUGCCCUUCGAGCGGGACGACGGCAGUCACGGCAAACGCGUCCGAUUGUAUCUAAUCGAUCUGGAGUCGGCCAACGGCACGUUCCUCAACAACAAGAAGAUCGAUGGCAGGAAGUACUACGAGCUGAUGGAGAAGGACGUGAUCAAGUUCGGCUUCAGUUCGCGCGAGUAUGUCCUCCUGCACGAGAACAGCAAGGAGGACCAGGAGGACGACGAUGUGCAUAUCAAGGAUGAGCCGCAGGAUGCGCCCGCUGAAGCCGCCAAUCCCUAGAUCGCGUACGCAUGUGUGUUCACAUUUUCGUUUAAGUUCAUGUUCAUAUUUUUAAGCUAACUGCAGGCCCAAUAUGCAUAUAUGUACUGUAUGGCUUUUGCAGCCCAAACCUUGGGUUAGAGAUAUGUAAAAAGUCUUAUGCGGAACACGGUUUUGCGUGUUCACUGUCAAAACG
Messenger RNA from Drosophila gunungcola (fruit fly), 1676 nucleotides. RefSeq lists its product as uncharacterized. The transcript has 2 exons. Gene Ontology annotation, biological process: miRNA processing. Gene Ontology annotation, molecular function: mRNA binding; protein binding. Gene Ontology annotation, cellular component: nucleus. Lineage: Eukaryota; Metazoa; Arthropoda; Insecta; Diptera; Drosophilidae. The coding region runs from base 110 to 1501 and encodes 463 amino acids. The record is from RefSeq and is a predicted model, not a curated record.